Molecule: messenger RNA, 1062 nt
Organism: Trypanosoma grayi
Lineage: Eukaryota; Euglenozoa; Kinetoplastea; Trypanosomatida; Trypanosomatidae
Product: putative U3 snoRNA-associated protein UTP11
Exons: 1
Coding region: 1-1062 (353 amino acids)
Biological process (GO): rRNA processing
Cellular component (GO): small-subunit processome; nucleolus
Source: RefSeq, a predicted model, not a curated record
AUGACGAAGGGCAAGGGGCGCAACCCCGGCGUGGGCAACUUGGACAAGCACAUCAAGCGUACCACACACAAGGAGCGCUCGCAGCCUGCCGCGCGCAAGCAUCUCGGCCCGCUUGAGAAGCGAAAGGACCAUGUUGUGCGCGCGCGCAAGCGGAAGACGAAGGUGCAGCGGCUGUUGCAGCUGAAGCGGGCAGCGGCGCAGCGGAACCCCGAUGAGUUUCACCUCGGUAUGACGAAGGCCGUUCUCGACAUCGCGUCGGGCAAAAUGAAGCGGCGGCCAGCCGCAAAGGAGGAGAAACUGCACGUGACACAGAAGACGCUGCAACACAACUCGCGCAACGUCCAGUAUCUGCAGUACAAAGCGCAGGCCGACGUGAGCCGCGCCAAGGAGCUGCUCGAGGAAGACGCCUCGACGGCCAUCACAUCUGCGCCACCGCGGAACAAACACAUUGUGUUUGUGGACAGCGAGGAGGAGUUUCGCCGCUUCAACCCGAUCAAACACUUCGAUGCCACGCCGGAGAUGCUGAAACAGCACCCAGCAGUGCGCGGGACGCUCUCCAUUCUGCGCGAUACCGUUCUGCCAGAAAACGUGCUUCUGACCGGCCCGCGCAUGUUGUCGGCGUCGCAGCGGCGACGAGAGCGUCGCGAAAUGCAGGAGAAGCUGCGCAAAAGCGAUGCCACAGAUGCGAAGGAGCGUGCCGCCCUUGUGGAGAGGCUGCGUGCCAAAAAGGACAUGAAGAAGUAUCGGUUCUCUUCCCUCGUGGAGGAAGCAGCAGCAGCGGCGGCAGCAGCAUCGGGCGGCAACAACAAUGGUGGUAAUGCGGACGUCGAAGAGCCGCGGGAUGAUGUGGACAACGUGCUGGAGAUGCGGCGGGAAAAGGAGCGGCAGGAUGCAACGCUGGCAGCGCGCCGCAUGAAGGAGGUCCAGCAGCGCAUGGCACGCAGCAAGAGCCUCAGCGCAUUGGCGAAGACAAUAAAACGGCAAAACGAGGGCCUCAAACGGAACCUGCAGCAGCGUCGCGAGUCGCGUUUUAAGCCGAACACCGUACGACGAGCCCGAUAA